Messenger RNA from Ceratitis capitata (Mediterranean fruit fly), 1411 nucleotides. Its product is annotated as alpha-tocopherol transfer protein-like. Lineage: Eukaryota; Metazoa; Arthropoda; Insecta; Diptera; Tephritidae. The transcript is spliced from 3 exons. The record is from RefSeq and is a predicted model, not a curated record. Gene Ontology annotation, cellular component: membrane. Bases 293 to 1210 code for a protein of 305 amino acids. Gene Ontology annotation, molecular function: phosphatidylinositol bisphosphate binding.
UGUUAUUUUAAUCUACGCACAAAAUUCUGUAAUUAAUAACGGUGUUUUUUCAUAUACUAUAUUAUUGUAGAUAAGUAAAAUGAAUUGCAAUAACAUCGCCAGCGCGUUGAUAAUAUCAAUAAAAUCGCUGUCAUCAUCGAUUAAAAUAAGUAUCUCGGAAGCAAAAUAAGCGUACAGCCAUUAGUAUGCUAAUUAGUUAAUUAUCAGUUAUCGCAAAUCAGUUGCAGAGGAGAAUUCGGUACGCUCAGACUCUCGUUCAACGCGCCAUAAAUCAUUGCAGAAACACGCAAAGAUGCGUCCUUUGCCACCGGAAUUGGCGAGAAUCGCACGAGAGGAGUUAAAUGAGACACCCGAGCGCAUCACUCAGGACUUGGUCAUUUUACGCACUUGGAUUUACCAACAACGUUAUUUGCAUGCACGCAUUUCGGCUGACUUCCUCAUCGCUUUCCUCAGACGUUGCCGUUACAGUUUGGAGGAGACCAAGAAACGCAUUGAUGAUUUCUUUACUUUUAUCACCCGAUUUCCGGAGAUUUCGGCAUUGCGUCGGGUGAAUGCGAAGAUGUUAACAAUAAAUCGUUUGGGCUUGCAGUACUUCCCGGAACUACCACGUUGCAGCGAUCAUGCUGCCAUCAUGAUAACCCGUGUCGGUUGUUGCCCGAAACGCUAUCACAUGCGUGAGAUAAUGGCCUGCAACAUAAUGGGCAUGGAAGUGUUUGCGUUGGAAAAUGAUAAUGCCGCCAUUGCAGGAGUUUGUCAAAUAUUCGACAUGUCCAAUCUGACUAUAGAGCAUACGGCGCAAUUGGAUGGUGGACUAUUUCGAAAAUGGUGGUAUUGGAUGAGCGAAUGCUGUCCCUUGCGUAUAAAUGUCACUUACUGUUUGAAUGCGCCGAAGAAAUUGCAAAAGUGGUUGGGUUUAUUGAAGACAGUGUGUCAUAAAAUGAAUCCGACAAAUCAGAUCUAUAUGAUUAAAUCUUUGGAUGAACUCUACCAAUACAUACCGCGAAAGUGUCUACCAGAGGAAUAUGGCGGCUCCAAUGGUCAUCUGCAUGAGUGUGUCUCAUAUAUGGAGGAUUUGUUAAAGAGUUAUCGUGGCUAUUUCGCAGAUGAGGUGAAUUACGGCACUGCUGAGCAACUGAGACCCGGUGAGAUUAUGCCCUUUGAGGCAGAGUUUGGCGCCGAAGGCAGUUUUCGCCAGUUGAUUGUAGAUUAAAAGUGGAAAAAAUAAAUAAUCACAGUUAAGAUUUUUAUCUGGUGUUGGAUUCCCCUAUUUUUUUUUAUGAUAUGAGUCAUUGCUAAGGAGACACCCUAAAAUUGUUGUUAUAUGCACAUAAACUAAACAUUCACAUAUUGUAUGUAAUUAAGAAAUGUUUGUGUCACUGUUUGUAAUAAAUUUAAUCAAUAAAGUAUUAAC